UUCGGAAGAAUCUUCAAGUCUCACUUUGGUCCUCCAGUUUGUAGUGUCUAUUGCACACCGCAACUUGGUGGCUCAAGUGUUGCAGGCGGACGGCGCCGUGCCCCAGAGAGCCAACAUGGGGUGCUGGAGCGAGUACCGUGAGCUGCGAUGCCAAGCUGCUGGGCUCAUAACUGUGGAAGAUGAACAGUGGCUCAAGAUGAGAAGUGUUUUGAGACAAAGAAUUAUGAAACCAAAAGAUGUGGCCGUUUUUUCUAGAGAAGUUAACCAAGUGAUUGCUGAUUUAAUUAAAAGGAUCUGCAUCCUGAGUCGGGCGGAAGAUGGAGAAACUUUGACCAUCAAUAACCUUUUCUUCCAAUAUUCAAUGGAAGGAGUGGCCACCAUCCUUUAAGAGCGCCGUCUGGGCUGCCCGGAAAACCAUGUGCUGCCACCAACCGCAGAGUACAUCGAGGCCCUGGAGCUCACGUUUAGCAUGUUCAAGACCUCCACGUAUGAAGAUGACCCCAAAUGGCUCCGCUCCUUCGUCCCAAAGCCCUGGUGGGAGCUCUGCAGGUCCUGGGAUGGACUCUUCAAAUUCAGCCAGAUUCACAUUGACAUCAAGAUAAGGGACAUCCAGUGCCAACUGGAGUGAGGCGAGAGGGUGACCGGGGGUUUUCUCACGUGCCUCAUCCUUGGCCAGGAGCUGAUGCUGGAGGAGAUCUAUGCCAGCGUGACCAAGAUGUUGCUGGCCAGCAUUUCAACUACAUUGUUCACCUUGUCGUGGGCAGUGUACCUCCUGGCGAGGCAUCCGAAAGUGUAGCAGACUGUGUACUGGGAGAUAGUUAAAAAUCUAGGGGAGAGGUAUGUUCCAACUGCAGCAGAUAUCCCCAAAGUGCUGCUGGUCCGAGCUCUCCUUAAGGAAACCCUCAGGCUGUUUCCAGUGCUGCCAGGGAAUGGAUGGGUGGCCCAGGAAGAUCUGGUUAUCAGAGGGUUUCUGAUCCCGAGAGGGACCCAGCUGGCCCUUUGCCACUAUGCCACCUCCUACCAGGAUGAGAACUUCCCCUGAGCCAAGGAGUUCCUGCCAGAGCGCUGGCUGAGGAGAGGAAGCAUGGACAGAGUGGACAACUUUGGCUCCAUCCCCUUUGGCUAUGGGGUUCACAGCUGCAUUGGGUGGAGAGGUGCAGAACUGGAGAUCCACCUGGCCAUGAGCCAGUUGCUUCAACAUUUUGAGAUCAAAACGUCUCCUCAGACUAAAGCAGUUCAUGCCAAAACCCACGGGCUUCUGACUCCUGUGGGACCCAUUCACUUGCGUUUUGUCAACAGAAAGUGA
Choloepus didactylus (southern two-toed sloth) is the source of this 1306-nucleotide messenger RNA. Its product is annotated as cytochrome P450 27C1. Gene Ontology annotation, biological process: glucocorticoid biosynthetic process; C21-steroid hormone biosynthetic process; cholesterol metabolic process. Gene Ontology annotation, cellular component: mitochondrial inner membrane. Lineage: Eukaryota; Metazoa; Chordata; Mammalia; Pilosa; Megalonychidae. Gene Ontology annotation, molecular function: monooxygenase activity; iron ion binding; oxidoreductase activity, acting on paired donors, with incorporation or reduction of molecular oxygen. The record is from RefSeq and is a predicted model, not a curated record.